CAUCGACUAGUGGCUGUCACUUUUACGCUGUGACGGUCUGUAAAUUUAUUGUAUUCGCGUUAUUUCAUUUGAUGUUUGUUCGUUCAUUAAUAAAGAAGUGACAGAGUGCUUGGUCGUGUCUGAAAUAGGAAUACAAAGGAAUUUACAAUAAUUUUUUAAUUGCGCAUUAAGUCAAUAUGUCAUAAGUUCAGCUAAUAUUUAAAAUAGAAGAUACUGAAGUGGAACUGAACUAUAUCCAUCAGGCUGGCAAGAAACGCUGAAGAAAGAAAAGCAAGUACUGUAUUAAGCAGUCGAAAUGUGGAUUAACAGCCGGCAGGCAGUGAAUUCCAUAGACCAACUGUUUAAUGAUUUGAUACAAGAAUGUAUGUAUGUGGCACCCGGAGCACGACUCUCAUAUUUAUUACGGAGUAGAUUGGAAAAGUAUAAGAUAGAUAUCCGCAAAGAGAUUGUUACUCGAAUAAAAGAUGGAUGUGCCCCAUUGUUCAUCGCAUGUAAAAGAGGAAAUGUUGAGAUUGUGGAAUAUCUUAUCACAAUGUGUCAUGCUGAUAUUGAGCAAAGAGGAAUGUAUGAAGUACCAGAUGAUAGAUCAGUACACUGUGUAACACCACUAUGGUGUGCUGCAGUUUCUGGGAAAUUGCCUGUCAUAAAAUGUUUAAUGUCCCAUGGAGCUGAAGUCAAUGCUGUCUCUGAUACAGGAUCUACACCAGUUAGAUCUGCAUGCUUCAUGACACAUUUAGACAUUGUAUCAUAUUUGGUGGAGAACGGUGCAGACAUACUCAAAGCAAAUUAUAAUGGUGGAACCUGCUUGAUAAAUUCUGUGCAAAGUGUGGAACUGUGUACUUUUCUAUUAAGGCAUGGUGCUGAUGUAAAUGCAAGAGAUAUACAGAACAAGACUGCCUUACAUUAUGCUAUCCAAGAGCACAGAUUCGAAACCACGAAGCUCUUGCUAGAUUAUAAUGCAGACCCUCAUCUAAAAUCGCGCUGCAACGAUGAUGCUCUCCAGACUGCUUGCUUGAAGGGUGCAACUCACAUAUUUGAAUACUUAGUGGAAAACAUAUUUUAUACAAUGGAAAGACUAGCUGAUGCAAACGAAUUGAUGGGAUCUACAUUUUUCGAUGAACACAACGAUACUCAAACAGCACUAAAGUACUGGAGAGCAGCAAUGGCAAUCAGAAAUGAUAAUAUGGUGCAAGGCAAGCCUAUGCCGAAAAGGCCAGUUAUACCAAAAAGAGAUAGUUUUCGGAAUGCAACCGAGUUCACUACCAUCGAGGAAUUAAAUUCUAUUUCAUUAGAUCUGGAUGCUAUAAGAAUACAGAGUCUAUUAAUUUGCGAGAGGAUCUUGGGGUCGCAUCAUAAGGACACUCUCUUCAGAUUAAUGUAUAGAGGAGCGUCAUACGCCGAUGCUUUAAGAUACCAACGUUGUAUAGACCUAUGGAGGAGAGCGUUAGAAAUACGUGUCGAAAAAGAUUCCAUACUGUAUAACGAUACUUGUUUCACUGCUCAAGCUCUUGUCCGAUUGAUGGUAGACUUAAAUAAAAAAACCGUAGAGCUUAUAGAACGGGAUAAGGAAGAACCCAGAUUUUGUGAUGUAGUAGCCAUAUUUAAGUUACUCACUGUCCAUUUGACGGAUGCUAGACAAUUACUAGAGAAACGUCCAGUACACAAGAGACAACGAGAUAGCUAUGACCGUAUUUUAAAGUGCGUUACGCAUCUUAUUUACUUAUUAGUGGAAACUGCUCGUUCUGAGGAGGAAAAAUUAGAAACGAGACAACUGGUGUACGAUCUAGUUAGACAAUGUCCUAAGUCUGCAUCUACAGAAGAUUCUCUUCUGCAUCUCUGUGUAUCUAGCUUAAACACUAUUACCUCAAGCUACUUCACUGCCGAUGACAUCCAGAUGAUUUUUCCGCACUUGGAAGUUAUCAGAUUACUUCUAGAAUGCGGAGCACAUGUAAAUGCUAGAAACGAGUCACGGUCCACUCCACUACACGUUGCCAGUAACGCUUAUAAUUUCCAUAAUUCGCUAAUUAAAUUACUGCUGGAUUACGGGGCUCAUCUGGACACACCAAACAAAUCUGGUGACACACCGGCUCGUCUCAUAUCUUCAAAUUCCUUAAAUAACGUAAAUCUUGUAAAUUAUAUCACUCUCAAGUGUCACGCAGCUCAAGCAAUUUGCAAAUACGGUAUUCGUUGCACGGAGCUGCCUGCCACUCUACAUCGUUUCCUCGAAUUUCAUAGAGAAUAAGGGCCAGGUGGCUAUUUUAGAUUUUGCCCAGCAAGUCGUGAGUCAAACGAAACAUAAAAUAUCUAUAUCUGAACACGAUGAUUUGCAAGCAAGAAAAACAUUGAAAUAUUGUAACUCUCACUUUGACAAUUCGAUCGUAGACUCAUUGCGGUUCGGCAUUAAUCAACGCGACGAAAAUACUUUAGAGAGAGAAUAAUCACAUCUAAUCCGGCUCACUGAAGAUAUCAUAAAUGAUUAUGUGAUUAAAGUAAUUUUAAUGAGAUGUGUAUAUAUAUAUAUAUAUAUGCUACGCGUCCAAACAUAAAAGACUGGCUUAAGAAAAAAUCUUUUCUACGAGAGUUACUUGUCACUAAUUUUAUUAACAGCAGAAUCCUCAAAUCUAGUUUUUAUCGUACAUUCGCAUCUCAAGCGAAUUGAUCGCUUGAGUUUGAUAUUAUCAUUUGAGGAUAGAGCACCAUAAAUCAUAAUAUUCGUAUUUAUAUAUAUGAGCGAAGGUGAAUAAGCUAGUGCGUUUUUACCAUUUCUUCGCAUAAAAAGGCUGCAUACAAUAUAAACGAGAAAUCAAGUUAAUUAAUCUCUAUUUAAAAUACUUAGUCUGCGUACGAAAACCGCCAUAGGAUUAUUAGCAGCCAUAUAGCAAUAUUAAGGAGAAAAAAGCUUUGGUAUGAAAGAGUGAGAAAUGGAAAAUUGAUAGUUAUGAAUUAUUCAUAACGUGAUACAUUUAACAUUAGGCUGCCACAUAUGUGUUAUUACACGCAGUUAGGCGUAUUUAAAUUUUUUUACAAAAAGUAUCCUGUCAUUUAUAAAGGAAAAACUCAUUGUAUAGUGUAUCAAUUGUAUAUAGUAUUAUUAUGGACAAAUUAUCAAUAACUAUUACGUCAGAUUCGCAUUAGCUUGCAUGUUCAAUCUGCUUAUCAUUUGCGUUACUGUUUCUUCAAUUGUGACAGGACAGAUGAGCA
Messenger RNA from Cephus cinctus (wheat stem sawfly), 3201 nucleotides. RefSeq names its product protein fem-1 homolog C. Gene Ontology annotation, molecular function: protein binding. The record is from RefSeq and is a predicted model, not a curated record. NCBI's taxonomy places the organism in Eukaryota, Metazoa, Arthropoda, Insecta, Hymenoptera, Cephidae. Bases 296 to 2242 code for a protein of 648 amino acids. The transcript is spliced from 9 exons.